Messenger RNA from Anopheles arabiensis, 2704 nucleotides. RefSeq lists its product as uncharacterized. The record is from RefSeq and is a predicted model, not a curated record. Gene Ontology annotation, biological process: cellular response to hydrogen peroxide. The transcript has 3 exons. Lineage: Eukaryota; Metazoa; Arthropoda; Insecta; Diptera; Culicidae. The coding region runs from base 409 to 1518 and encodes 369 amino acids.
UUGUCCCAUCCCUGGUAGUGCUGUGUGUAAUGGUAAUUUCCCGCAAGAAUGAAAGUGCUGCCCACCCCGAGCAGCCCAUUUGCGUUGCAUUUUGUCUUCGCUUUCGUCGUUGCUUCGUCUUCUUGCUGACGAAAUCCGCCUGUGAUCCGCAAUGGUGCCACCACCAACCUAGCCGUGUGUGAGGUGAAUGUCACACACAGUGUUGGCGAUCAAAGUGCGCGCAACCAGUUUUGAUUGAUAGUUUUCGUUGGCUUUUGCGAAACCAUCGUUCCGUCGUGCUUAUAAUAUCUGCAAGAAAAGUUGAAUUUAAACGUAAGCAAACGAGGCAGCCAACCCUACCAAUGGUUAUGUGAGUGUUCUACCAUUUCUACUCACCAUCACGACAAGCUUUCUCAAAAGAAAGAUAAAAUGGCUUCCGAAAUCGAUGAGCAGCUUCGGCUGGAAGAUACGCUCAAAACGCUCGAGCAGCUGCACGCCGACCCCUCGACCCGCAGCAAACUGUCAUCCCUCACCGGCAAAAACCCGUUCCGCACCGAGCUGGACAGUGGCGGCGAAACGCGCCUGAAGGAUCGCCAGCUGAUAAGGAAAAUAUUCGGCAACCGGUGCGAGUGUGGUGCGGAGCGGGCCCCGCUCGCCGCGACCACGCUGCACCACGGCAAACACAGCGCCUCGAUGCACCUGGAGCACGGUAUCCGGAAUCAGCCCACCUUCAAGCACAAGCACCGCACCGAUCGGAAAACGAUCGUGCGCGAUUCCAUGCUGCGCAACAUCGGCCGCUGUGUGCACCAGAACCUGCGCAAGGCCAUGGCAAACGAGGGCAACGCGAGCGUGGUGCAGGCCGGUGCAGCACUGAAACCGUCCCUGUCGGAGACGAAUCUUACCAAAUGCUUCGCCAACGAGGCCAGUGACGAUUUGCUCGAUUUUAGGUUACUGAUUGCGCAGUGUAACGAGCUGUCGCCGGCGGUCGCGGGCUCGUGCUCGUACCGGCCGGUGGACGAGGACGCACCGAACUACACGCACAACAGCUUCCGGGCACUGCGCUCGACCGAGCUGACCUGGCAGCAGCUCAGCCGGACGACGGCCAGCGCGCGGCACAACCGAAAGCGGCAGCUGAAAAAGUCCAACAGUACCUCAUCGCUCGACAGUGACGGCAGCGGCAGUGCGGAGGCACACUUCAAGGGCAGCCGUACCCGGUGCGGCACGUCGCAGGGCAGCGUGACACCGCCCGAUGGUGGUGAUGGUGGGCUCGGCAUGGCGUCACUAUUACCGGCCCUACCGAGCGGUAGUGCGACGGUGCCGGGCGUACCCAAUGGUUCACCGUUGGCCGGUGGUAGCAGCGGCAGUAGUAACGGUGCUGCACCAUCUGCUUCCUCGUCGGCUGCAGCGUCCUGUUCGCAGCAGGCCCGCCUUAACGCCAUGCCGUGUGAUGUGACGAUCGACGAGAUGGCGAGCUACUUCGAGACGCUCGUUUACAUCCCGAAAAAGAUGUCGACGAUGGCGGAGAUGAUGUACAUUUAGGGUGUGUUAGGGGGCGAGAAGAGGAGGCACUUACCACGUGUGCACGGCACCGAUCGCGCGAUCUGGUUCCGCGCUUCGGGUGGUAGUGGUUCGGUUCGUAAAACGGUGUCGUGUCCUGUACAUUUAUUUCACUAUUCCUUUGUUGGGUGUUGUAAGCAUUACCGUAACCGUGUCGUUCUAUGGGUCCCGCCUGUUGUGUCCGAUGUAAGCCUGCGCAGGAACCGUUCCUGCGGGCGAACCGCGUAUCUAGGCCAUGUGAAAUUUUAUUAUUUUUUUACACUAAAUCUAUCUGUAGGCAAUUUUGUUCUGUUGCUUCCUGCAAGCACGCUCCUCAAAUGCAAAGCAGUGUGGGUGAGUUUAAAUUAGCCAACAAUACACAGCAUACUCUUCAGAACUUUGUAUGGAAAUAUCAGUUAGUUUAAUGUGGAAUGUCUAUAAUUCUGGCCAACGCACCUGCGUACGCUGGUUUUACUAGCAUGUUCGAACGGGAUAAAGAGUAGCGAAAAAUGAAAAUGAUCUGUAUAACUGUCCCUAUGGAAAUGGGUUUGAUUUGAAGAGGCCACACUGAACAAAUCGAUAGAACAAUUCCUUCUGCCAGUGUCUAUGCUAUAGAUGGGGAGUCGUGCUAGAUAGAUAGAUGUUGCCUGCACAGGUACGCGACCUCGAAUGUGUGUGUGAGUGUGUUUUGUUUUCUCUACCAACAGUUCAGCCUAUUUCGAAGGGUGACGAUACGAUCAAUAUUCCCGGGUUUUUCCAUUUAAAUGUAAUCCUGAACUCUGUAAUCCUUAUUUUGUGUCGCAUGGUCACACUUUUCAUUCAUGCUGCAUUCAUUGUCGAUCGAUCGUUCGGUACGUCAUUCUAGUGAAAAUGUAUUCCCAGGUGUACUCUAUCCAUGUAUAAGGUAUUGCUCUGUCCUUAGUGAUAAGCUUUUAUUCUCUUUCUCAUAUGUUAUGCCACAACCACAGUCAUAUUUUAUGCGCAGUAGUAAAACGAACAAAAAAACAGUCUCUCUCUUUCUCUCUAGAACCGCGCAGCACCUAGAAGAGCAUGAAGAUUAGUGUAAGCAAGGACAUUAGGAACGGGUGAGAGAAGGGGGGGAAAUGUGUAGAUCGAAUUUAUCAAUCGUUCUUAAUUUUGUAUUCAUUGUUUUACUGAAUAAAGGAAGCAUAUGAUUCCAGGUUUAAAA